AUGUCUCAACCACUUGUAUCCAAUCUUUUACUCCCAGAACUGGAACGUCAAUUGAAGGAAGACAAGAAUCUGUGGCCAAAUGUCAAAGGGCUAUUCAUUGUCACUGUUACAAAGAAAAAGAAGCCUCAAGCAAAAUGGUUUCUCUUGCUGCAGGGAAACAAUGUGUUACCUUAUAUCAGUACGAACGAAGAAGAAGUACGUGCAGGAAUCAAGGGAAAAGUUCGCACUGUUCAUAUCCAAGUUGAUGAUGCUGAUCUUUUAAACUUUAUAACAGGAGGAAUGACAGGUGUAAGAGCCUACAUGACUGGAAAAAUUAAAGUAAAGGGAGAUCUCUUGUUAGCCCAAAGAUUGGAAGAAGUGUUUGAAAAGCUGGGUGGAAGAGAGAGAGCCAUUGAGUUUAUAAAAAAGAAUGAAGAGGCUUUUACGGCGGUAAACAAAUCAAAGCUGUAA
Molecule: messenger RNA, 450 nt
Organism: Rhizopus microsporus ATCC 52813
Lineage: Eukaryota; Fungi; Mucoromycota; Mucoromycetes; Mucorales; Rhizopodaceae
Product: sterol-binding-like protein
Exons: 5
Coding region: 1-450 (149 amino acids)
Cellular component (GO): cytosol
Source: RefSeq, a predicted model, not a curated record